UAAAAUGAUAAGUUUAUAUAAAAAUAAAAAUGAAUUAUUUAGUUUAUAAUGAAAUUCUUGGUUUUAGAUAACUACAAGAUACGAAUAUCAAUUUUUUUUAGAAAUUGACAUGUGUCAAUAUAUCGUCGGUGGUCCACACAUUCUACUUAUUCAAUAAUCAAUGUACUGAAUCUAUUCAACACUAAAUAAUCUAAAUCAUCAAAUUUUAUUUUUAACAUGUUAUUUGUAAUGAUUCAAUUUUUAAAUAUCUUAUUAACACACUUCAGAUAGUCUGAGUCAUACUUGGUAAUCUAGGAUUUUAUUAGAUCCUCUGCCAUCCUAUCCUCUGCUGAGAAAACUCCACCUAAUUUUGGAUUCGGAUCAAAACUCUUCUGACUAUUCACAGACCGUGAAUCAUCCCCCUCUCCUAGCUGUUCUGGUCUAAUCUUAUCAUCUUAGAAGUUUAGUAAGGAAUACUACUAGGGUAAUCUCCAAACAAACAACAGACCGUAGACAAUUGUCCUUAGGUUACUGCUAGUUUCUACAUGGACAACCUCAGUCAUCUUCUGGAUGAUUUGCUCUUGCGAAUAUUGUCACUCAACACGACAAAAGAAGCUAUGGCCACAAGUCUUUUGUCCAAAAGAUGGCGUUCUCUUUGGACUUUAGUUCCAGGGCUUUCAUACGACCAUAGCAAUCACAAUGGUGACUACAAGAGCUUCACGCAGUUUGUUUACAGGUCUUUCCUAUCAAACAAGGCACCAAUUCUAAAACACCUGCAUCUGAGUCUCGGCCCUGACUGUCCCUCUGUAGAUAUUGGACUAUGGAUUAAUCUUGCACUUAGUCGCCGUGUCGGUGAGCUGCAUAUUCAUAUUGUUAUUCCUUAUCCCAAGAAAGUGUCUGUUACUUUACCGAGUAGCCUGUAUACCUCUGAAAACCUUCAAAGACUGUCACUCACAAACUGCGUUUUUCUUGAUGGUCCUGUUCACGUUCUUCUCCCGUCUCUCAAAACUCUGAGCCUUAAGACUGUCACCUACACAGACAACACGUCUCUACAAAUAUUUUUAUCCGGUUGUCCAAAUCUUGAAGUAUUGUCUGUGGAAGAUCGUUAUGAUGGCCCACCAAUGGAUGUCAUUGUCGUGGUGCCUUCCUUACAAAGGCUACAUAUGUCCCAUGGAAAUAUUGAAACACGUGGGACAUAUGUGCUAGACGUCCCUUCUUUGAAGUCCCUUGAAAUUAGAGAUUCGGCAAGGUGCAACUUCCGUCAAAUUGAAAACAUGCCUGAACUGGUAAAUGCACGUGUUUGCUUUGGUGCAUCUAGUACCCACGAGUUUCUGAAAGCUCUCACUUCUGUCCGUCGUCUUACGCUAACACAACCACUUACGCUAAAAUCAGAGGUUGUGAAUCCAUGUGGUAUAAUCUUCAACCAGCUUGUCCAUCUAGACUUGCGUACAUUUGCUGUAGGUUGGUGGGAUCUACUUAUUUGUAUGCUCCAGUAUUCUCCCAACCUACGAUUUCUCAAACUCAUUGAUGUUGCUAUAUAUUUCUCUGACAUGGAUAACCCAUCUGGUUGGAAGCCGCCGAGUUCUGUUCCAGAGUGUUUACUGCACAGUGUGGAGGCUUUCGAGUGGUUCCAAUACAAAGGAAGACAGGUAGAUAGAGAGAUGGCAACAUAUGUACUAAAGAAUGCUCUUCGUUUAAAGACGGCGACAUUCUCUACCAGAUUGACUGAUAUGGGGGAGAAGUGUCAAAUGCUCAAGGAGUUGGAAUCUGUAGCUACAGCUUCUCCUUCGGCUCAGAUUCUUUUCGACUGAACAAUCAUAGCACAUUUAGUGUUCUUAUUCUCUCUUCUUAAUCAUGGCUGUGUUUGUUUUUUUGGUUGCACUGAUGUAUCAGAUUUGUAAAAUGAACUGAUUAUACAACUUUUUCUUUUCUCAAAAUAUGGGACACAAGUUGAAAAUGAAGGAAACAUUAAAGCGAAAUUGUCGUUUCAGACUUGGACACACAUAUUAAGACCGACAGUUCUUGCUUUAGUUUUAAAGCUUGAGGUGUUGGUGUUGGUGCUCGAUCCUUUGGUUGUGGAACAAGAUAUUAUAGGCUUCAAUAUCGUGCUACUUUCCUUACAAAGGCUAAAUAUCUCCCACAGACCCGGCUCAAAAGAAUUUUGGACCCUUGGCAAAAUAGUUAAAAAAUAACUUUUUACAUAAUUAUAUGGUAACUUAAAAAUUUUGGACUCUUAUCUUUAAUUUUUUUAAAAAUAUUGGGCCCCUUUUCAAUAUUGUUUUUGCAACAAAAUAUUUUGGGCCCUGGACCAAUGUCCCUUUGCCCACCCUCCUAAGCCGGGCCUGAUCUCCCAGCAAAGUUUUGGAUUACAUAGGCCGUGUGUGAUAGAUGUUCCUUCUUUGAAGUACCUUAAAAGUUGCGGUACGGCAAGUAACAACUUCUGUCAAAUUGAAAACAUGCCUGAGCUGGUAAGGGCAGAUGUUGAUCUUACUCUAGGAGUUAGUACCCACAAGAAGUUUCUGAGAGCUCUUACUUCCGUCCGUCAUCUUACGCUAUGGUGGACAACCCCAAAGGUGAUAACAAACUAUAUAGAAAACAUUAAAUCGUCCGACUGCAAAAAUUAUAUAUAUUAUAAAUUAGCUGGCAUAUGAAACAGGUUGUGAAUCCUUCUGGUAGAAUCUUCAACCAGCUUGUCCAUCUAGUCUUGUAUACAUCUAGUGGAAAUUAUUCGGAUCUAGUUACUUGUAUGCUCCAAGAUUCUCCCAAACUAUCCUCAAACUCAUUGAUGAUGUAAGUGGUCUCUAUAAAACAGUUUUUAUCCGGUUAAGGUUUCCAAUAUUUGUGGUGUUUGACUGAUGACUCUUAGACAAAAAAAAGAAGAAGAGACUGAUGAAUCUGUUGUUGACUGUUAACUAUGUACAUGGUCUUAGAAGCUUGACAUAUAUCUCUCUCGCAUGGAUAAACCAACUGGUUGGAAGCCGCCGAGUUCUGUUCCAGAGUGUUUACUGCACAGUCUUGAGGCUUUUGAGUGGUCGAGAUACAUAGGAAGAAGACAAUAAGAUAGAGAGAUGUCAACAUAUGUACUAAAGAAUGCUACUUGUUUAAAGAUUGCGACAUUCUCUCCAUUAUCGACUGAUUUGGGAGAGAAGUAUCAGAUGCUCAAGGAGUUGGCAUCUGUAGCUACAGCUUCUGCUUCGUGUCAGCUUCUUUUCAACUGAACAAUCAAUCAUUUACGGUAUUAAUUUAUCGAAUAUUAAUUUAAUGUUUUUGAUCUCUCUUCUUAUGAUGGCUGUGUUUGGUUUUUGGUUGAACCGGAUUGUGUUGGGAGACGAAUUGUUUUGUUGACUGGUUUACUUCAUGAACUAUUUUCAACUUGUAACAAAAAAAACUCAUUAUACAACUUUUUCUUUUCUCAUAAUAUGGGACACAAGUUGAAAGAUGAUCAUACAAAGUCAGAAACAUUAAAGCAACUACAUAAGGGAGAAUAAUCAUGUUGUGUUCAUACUAAGUUGAAAGAUGAUCAUACAAAGACAGAAACAUUAAAGCAACUACAUAAGGGAGAAUGAUCAUACAAAUAUAGGGCAUGUUGUGUUCUUAGCAAUAAUCAUCUUGAGCUGCAAUGGAUUAGAUAAAUUCAGUCCCAGUUAC
Molecule: messenger RNA, 3627 nt
Organism: Brassica rapa (field mustard)
Lineage: Eukaryota; Viridiplantae; Streptophyta; Magnoliopsida; Brassicales; Brassicaceae
Product: F-box/FBD/LRR-repeat protein At4g26340-like
Molecular function (GO): protein binding
Source: RefSeq, a predicted model, not a curated record